Hyaena hyaena (striped hyena) is the source of this 2343-nucleotide messenger RNA. RefSeq lists its product as uncharacterized. Gene Ontology annotation, molecular function: G protein-coupled receptor activity; olfactory receptor activity. The coding region runs from base 1 to 2343 and encodes 780 amino acids. Lineage: Eukaryota; Metazoa; Chordata; Mammalia; Carnivora; Hyaenidae. Gene Ontology annotation, cellular component: membrane. Gene Ontology annotation, biological process: G protein-coupled receptor signaling pathway. The transcript is spliced from 7 exons. The record is from RefSeq and is a predicted model, not a curated record.
AUGAAACCAGGAAACCACACAUUGAGUGCUUCUGAAUUCCUCCUCCUGGGCCUGUCUGAGCAGCAGGAACAGCAGCCUCUCCUCUUCGGCAUUUUCUUCAGCAUGUACCUGCUCACCUUGCUGGGAAACAUUGUCAUCAUAUUGGCCAUUGUCUCUGAUCCACACCUCCACACCCCCAUGUACUUCUUCCUGGGCAACUUCUCCCUCACUGACCUGUGUUUAGCAUCUACCACAGUCCCCAGGAUGCUGGUGAACAUCCAGGCCCAUAGGAAUACCGUCACCUUCGCUGGAUGCCUGUCUCAGGUCUACUUCUUCCUAUGGUUCAUUGGUCUAGAUGUGUUCCUCCUGGCAGUGAUGGCAUAUGACCGGCUUGUGGCUAUCUGCCAUCCCCUUCGCUACACCUUGGUCAUGACUCCCAGAUGCUGUACCCUGCUGUUGGUCAUGUCCCUAAUCCUCACUCAGUCAUACUCUCUGACCCACACCAGUCUCCUGGCUCAGUUAUCCUUCUGCACUGACAACAUCAUUCCCCACUUCUUCUGUGAACUUCUCCCCCUGUUGAAGCUCUCUUGUUUCAAUACUUAUGCCAACCAGUGUGUGCUGAUGUACUGGGGAGGGGCAUUGACCAUCUUGAUCCCCUUGCUAAUUAUCAUCUCUUAUGUCCGCAUCGUGGCUGCUAUUGUGAGAGUCCCAUCAGCUAGUGGGAAGUGGAAGGCCUUCUCCACCUGCGGCUCCCAUCUCUCAGCAGUUUGCUUGUUCUAUGUGUCUGCUAUUGGGGUGUACUUCAUUCCCUCCUCUGCUGAUUCAGCCAGCAAGGACAGGAUUGCAGCAGUGAUGUAUGCCGUGGUGACUCCCAUGCUGAACCCAUUCAUCUAUAGUCUGAGAAACAAAGAUAUGAAAAGUGCCUUGGGGAGACUUCUGAGCGGAAGGAUACUGAAGACAAUGGUGAGGUGGAACCCACAGGUGGAAAGUGCCUUCUGCCUUCCAGAGGCAGAUGAGACCCUAAGAAUGGUGGAGAUGAUGUAUGCAUAUGAAAGAAUGACCAGGAAGAGAAGACCAAUGUUCACCAGCAUCUUGGGGACUGUGGUGGAAGAAGAGCAGGCAUCAGCAAAAGAGAGGUUGGCCAGGAAGAAAUACAUGGGGGAAGAAAUUGGCCAAUUAACCAACAAUGGCUCCUCCUUUAUUCUGAAGAGAAGCAGAGAAUUUGGCAACAGUCUGGAGGAAGUGUUUGAACUCACCAACGAUGAGCACAGGUCAGAAGGAGCUGGAAAGCUGCACUUGGCGAUGGAUCUGCCUAUGUACUUGUGGUGGUAUUUCUCCCAAUGGGGCAAGGGGCAUCACAGCUGUGAUGAGAGCUCAGCAUUAGAGUACAGCAUGAGGCCUGAGAACCAGAGCAGCGAGUUCCUCCUCCUGGGGCUCCCCAUCCGGCCAGAGCAGCAGGGCGUGUUCUUCGCCCUGUUCCUGGGCAUGUACCUGACCACGGUGCUGGGGAACCUGCUCAUCAUCCUGCUCAUCAGGCUGGACUCUCGCCUCCACACCCCCAUGUACUUCUUCCUCAGCCACUUGGCCUUCUCUGACAUUUCCCUUUCAUCUGUCACAGUUCCAAAGAUGCUCAUGAAUAUGCAGACUCAGCAACAUUCCAUCCCCUAUGUGGGGUGCAUUUCACAGGUGUAUUUCUUUAUAUUUUUUGGUUGCCUUGACAGCUUUCUUCUCACAGUGAUGGCAUAUGACAGGUAUGUGGCCAUCUGUCACCCUCUCCACUACACCACCACCAUGAGGGAGGAGCUUUGUAUCAUCCUAGUGGCUGGAUCCUGGUUCUUCUCUUGUGUCCAAGCUCUUUUGCACACCCUCCUCGUGGACCAGUUGUCCUUCUGUGCAGGCACUGUCAUCCCACACUUCUUUUGUGAUCUUGCUGUUAUGCUCAAGUCUUCCUGCUCAGACACCUCCCUCAAUGAGCUGCUUAUCCUCACUGAAGGAGGAUUGAUCUUCAUUCUGCCAUUGAGUGGUAUCUUGGGCUCAUAUAUCCACAUGGCAGGGAUCAUUCUAAAGGUCCCCUCUUUCAAAAGAUUCUCCAAAGCCUUGUCUACAUGUGGCUCCCACCUCUUUGUGGUGUGUUUAUACUAUGGGACAAUUGCAGGGGUUUACUUUUUAUCUUCAUCAGGCAACUCCAAAGACAAGGACAUAAUUGCUUCUGUGAUGUACAUGGUGGUCACCCCUAUGCUGAACCCCUUCAUCUACAGCCUGAGGAACAGGGACAUGAAACAUGCUCUUCAAAAAAUUUGCACUCGUUGGGCUAUAAACAUAUCUCUUUUAAAAGUUGUGACUUGGGUACCCCAAUGUUCAUAG